Osmerus eperlanus (European smelt) is the source of this 2786-nucleotide messenger RNA. It is a transcript of the gene ei24, whose product is annotated as EI24 autophagy associated transmembrane protein. Gene Ontology annotation, cellular component: endoplasmic reticulum. The record is from RefSeq and is a predicted model, not a curated record. Bases 236 to 1258 code for a protein of 340 amino acids. Lineage: Eukaryota; Metazoa; Chordata; Actinopteri; Osmeriformes; Osmeridae. Gene Ontology annotation, biological process: macroautophagy. The transcript has 11 exons.
ACAAUUAUUUGACUGAGGCUGAGCUUGCGCAAUACACAAGUUACGGCCCUGCGUUAGCUGGUUUAGGUUUUGUUGUUGUUCUUAAAAAAGGUGAAACCGUAAGAAGAGGUAAAGUGAAGACUUUUGUUUAGUUGUCGCAUGAGGUUGCUGGGUGAGCCCCUCCGUGCCAUGAUAGUUGAAAAGGUCCCCAGCCCCCCCUCCUUCUGCAGUUGAUGGAUCUGCAGCUGGCUUGGAGAUGACCGACAGCGUCAGAGCCUUCCUCCGCAAUGUUGCGACGGGGAUCAAGGACUCGAUUUGGGGAAUUGGCACCAUCUCCAAGCUGGAUGCCCGCAUUCAGCUGAAGAGGGAAGAGCAGCGCAGGCGGAGAGCCAGCGGGGCGCUGGCACAGAGACGGGCCCAGAGCGAGGAGCGCAAACCAGACAGUGAACCCAAACUAGCCAGUAGGAUUUUUCAGUGCUGUGCAUGGAACGGGGGAGUGUUCUGGCUCAGUCUGUUUCUUUUCUACCGGGUGUUUAUUCCUCUGCUGCAGACUCUCACAGCAAGGAUCAUCGGUGACCCCUCUCUCCAUGGCAACGUGUGGUCUUGGCUGGAGUUUAUUUUGACUUCAGUGUUCAGUGCUCUCUGGGUGCUCCCUCUGUUUGUACUCAGCAAGAUAGUCAAUGCCAUCUGGUUUCAGGACAUAGCCGACCUGGCAUUUGAGGUUUCAGGUCGAAAGGCGCAACCCUUCCCUAGCGUCAGCAAGAUCAUCGCAGACAUGCUCUUCAACCUCCUCCUCCAGGCCCUCUUCCUUAUUCAGGGAAUGAUCGUCAGUCUCUUUCCCAUCGAUGCCAUUGGACAGAUGGUCAGCCUGCUCCACAUGUCUCUGCUCUACUCCCUCUACUGCUUUGAGUAUCGCUGGUUCAACCACGGAAUUGAGAUGCACCAACGGCUGUCCAACAUUGAAAGAAACUGGCCCUACUACUUUGGCUUUGGUCUUCCCAUGGCCCUGUUGACUGCCCUCCCAUCUUCAUAUAUAAUUAGUGGCUGUCUGUUCUCCAUCCUCUUCCCUCUCUUCAUCAUCAGCGCUAACGAGGCCAAGACCCCAACGAAGCUGUACCACUUCCAGCUGCGCCUCUUUUCCCUGGUGGUCCUGAUCAGCAACAAGCUGUUCCACAAGACGGUCCACCUCCAGUCCUCCCUGACCUCCUCCACAUCCACCGAGAAGCUGCCGUCCCCCCACGCCUCGCCCACCCGCCAGAGACCCCUGUCUUCCCAGUGAUGAUCCCUAGAGGGCGACAGAGAGCCGGCUAUCAGUUCUAGUCAGUAAAAAAAAGUGUGCGAUUCUGGGAGAAGAAUCACUCAUCAGAAGGAGAAAUGACGUUUGUGUGGUUCAAGGGAGAGUUUUUAGUGUUUUUAUUGAGUCUGUGGCCCUUUCAUAUUCUUUAGGUGCACCUAUCAGGUGUGUUUUUAAUGUGAAUAACUUUUGGGGGAUUUGACUGCCCUGUGCCUCACCCUUAAACAACACUAAUGUGAUAAUGUUUAAUUUCCUUUAUGUUAAAUUGCUUUUUUUAAUGUAUGAUGUGCCAUUUUGAGUGCUUUGGGCGUUUUCAAAUACAGCACACAGUUGCAUACAUUUUUCUCUGCUUUUUUGCCCCUAUGCUUACAAUUGCAAUGUUUACCAUUUUUACAGCAGUUGGUGAUAUGGAGGAGUACAAGGAAUAGGUUACAUUUUUACCAAACCCUAAGCUACAUUAAUUAGUUAGAGACAGCUUUUUACACUGGUCAGGUGAUUUUUGGUGUUCUUUAUACGAAAGAAUGAGUGGAGACAUAAAUCAUCCAAAGUGUGUAACAAAAAGAAAACACGUGUUCUCCAUCCCUAUUGAAGGAGAAUAUGUUCAUUGAUACGAGAAGCACAUGGUGUUGUCUUGUGACAUUCUUCUGGGUGGCAAGUGACCUUCUCUCCCAGACUGGUUGUAUUCUUGCACAUGCAUUGCUUUUUGUCUGUGUAGUCAGGUUUUCACAGCUACGUCUUUGGUCUAACAGCCAGAAAUAAUAUUGUGCAGUAAAAACAAAGGGAGACUUUUCUUUUAACUAUAAGUGCUUUUUUUUCGAGGGAAUCAUAUUUUACAUUUCAGCAAGGGAGUUGGUCUAAAUAUCCCAUCAAAAGGAAAGAGCAUCCUUACUAACCAAAUUCAAAUUCAAAAAUGACAAAUGAAAAAUGAAAUGGUUGUAGAGUGUUAAUAGGUGACGCAAACUUUUUUGAACAAGUGGUUUUCUGUGGGUGUGUAGAAGUUUGACAAAGCUACAUGGCCCUGCUGCUGGGUCAGAGGACACUGCCAAACUGAUUGAUCUUCUCUGUUUGGAUUCAUUUUUACUUUUAUCAAUGCAACACAAAGCACUGCAGUACACUGUAGGAAGGCAUCACAGAUCACCGAUCUAACAGGGUUUUGUAUGAAGGAUGGUGCAUACCUUAUAAUAGAGGAGAAUCCCUCCACUGAUUGUUAUAUGUUCUCCACUGGCAAAUCCAUACAGACUAUGGGCAUCUUGUCACUUGUACUGUACAUGAUGUCACUAGGCUCUGAAUGUUUAACCAAAACUCUACCGUGGGGUAUCAUCCCAAUCUAGCUUUCUUUCUGUCAUAUUAUGGGUUGGUGGGAGGGGAAGUGUUUUUGAAACGGUAUGUAAUUAUUGUAAGAAGUGCAUAGUGUUUAUGUAUGCAGAUUCAUAUUUGUGAGUGAAGUUUUGUAAAAGUAUUAUGCCUAAUUUCAAUAAAAUUGGUCAGUAUACAUUACAUGUUGACUCCUUCA